This is a messenger RNA of Paramecium octaurelia, 2085 nucleotides long. The record is from the annotation of a GenBank genome assembly. Lineage: Eukaryota; Ciliophora; Oligohymenophorea; Peniculida; Parameciidae.
AGAUAAAUUAUUAAAUAAUGGGAUUUAAGGAAGCAUUCACGAGACAAGGCGAUGGAGAGAAUCUGCUCUUCGAUGAUGAUGCAUUCAUCUAUUUCGCCAUUUCCAUUCUUACCCUAGUUAUUCUUCCUCUGAUUUACUCCGUUAUCAAGCCACUGUUCACAACAUACGUGUUUGGGGAAAACAGAAGAAAAUUCGCACGUGUUCCCAAAAGCUCCAAUGAUCAACAAAAUCUGUAACUGGCUAAAUAGGAAUUGAGACUUAAAUGGCUUACAACAGGGUAUGUGGUUAAGGUAAUAUGUUGAUUCUUAUCCAAGAUCAUAAUACUUGUGGCUCUUUUGUUAUUGCUCAAUGCAUCCAUUUAAUCGUUGCCAAAGGCUGACAAAAUCAAGGGGUUUGAUCCCUAUGAGAUUUUGGAAAUCGAUCCAAGUGCAACGGAAUAAGAAAUUCGUAAAGCUUAUAGAAAGAUUUCAUUAAAAUUGCAUCCAGACAAAAAUCCAGAUGAUCCUUAAGCUAAUCAAAAAUUUAUUCUUCUGACAAAAGCAUAUGAGUGUUUGACUGACGAAGACAAAAAAUCAUUAUGUAUGAAAUAUGGAAAUCCAGAUGGACAAUAAAGUUUAUCUGUGGGAAUAGCAAUGCCAUCAUUUCUUCUAAAAAAAGAAAAUAGGGCUGCCUUCUUAGCAGUCAUCUUUCUGUUGCUUUUGGUUGUAGUGCCCAUUAUUGUUUUGUAUGAAUUGAGAUCAAUAGGAAAAUAUGAUCAAAAUGGAGUCAUGCUUAGUAAUCAGGAGAAAUUCGAACGAGGCUUAGAAGAAAACCUAUUAAUCAAGAAAGGAGUAGAACUAUCGAGUUGCAGUGAUGAAUUAUGCAGAUUGAGAUUGAAAACUGAAAAAUAAGGCAUAGAUUUGGAAAAGUUAGUUAAUGAAUUAAAAGAAGAAGCAGAAUUAAGAAAAAUAUAAAAAUUUGAGAUUACAGAAGCACUCGAACAAUCCAAAAAAUAAAAGAAUAAAAAAAGAAGAGUCACCAUUUCUGUUGCCAUGAUCUUAAUAUACGCACAUCUCUUUGGUAAGCCAAUUCCUGACAGCGUUAAAUCUUUGUAUAGAUCUACUAUUAAGAUAAUUCCAAAGUUGGUAAACUCUAUGGUAAGGUUGGCUUUUGAAUUCUCAAUGAAAUACAAAGUAAUCUAAUGGAGAUAAAGAGGAAGAUUCUAAACUAAAUUUAUGGGUGCAAGAUGUAUAAACAACAUUUUAUAGUUCUCUCAAUGCAUUGUCUAAGGAAUAUAUGAAACAGAUAACCCAAUAAAUUAAAUUGAAUUCUUUGCUAACAAAGCCAAAGAUUAUAUUAAAAAAGGAAAGAUGCCAGUGUUCCAAGAAUUAGUCCAAAAAUCAGUUGAUUAAAGAGUGGUAAUAAGUGUAAUUCAAUAAAUUAGUUACCAAAUUGGGUGCCUGAAGAAUUCAAAGACCAAAUUAUGAAUGAAAUAAACAUGUUCCCUCAAUUGGAUAUCAAACAUGAAGUCACUGUAGAUGACGAAUCAAUUGUUGAAUAAUGCAAUGAAGACAUCUUUAGUGUAUGCACUAUUUAUUAUGUAGAUCAAAAUCACUUUAACAAGAUUGAACACUCCUGAAGGAGAAGACAUUCCCUUUGCUCAUUCAAACAGAUAUACAUAUGUGAAGGAGGAGGGAUGGCAUAUUUUGAUUACCUAUCAAAAUGAGGUCUUUUAUUAUGCCUAAUUGAAUGGAUCGAAUAGAGUGUAAUCAACCGAAUUCAAAUUUUAACCUAAAAUGUAUUUUGGAGAUGUAGUCGAAUUUGAAUUCGUUCUAUUCGUCAUUUCUGAUUGUUACAGAGGAUUGGAUGCUGAAAUACCCAUCAAGUUCAAAGCCAAGAAAGCCACUCAAAUCAGCAGGGUAUAUUUGUAGUGUAAUAAUUGAAGGCUGUUGAGUAUCAUAAGGAAGACCAAGAAUUAGACAAGUCACUUCCAUUUAUUCAGUCUAUGUUGUUCCCCAUGUAAAAUAAGGUUGAGGAUAGUGAUUCGGAAGAUGAAGACCAAUCAAAGAAGGAGGAUGAAUGAAAUUGAGAAGUAGAAUAUUAUAC